AUGGAAUACUUGGAGGGAAGAAUUUUUGAAGAUGUACUGUUCUCACCACUUCCUAUUGAAGAACGCAGAAAAUGUUGGUAUUCAGCCAUUGACACCCUUGUAAAACUUCACUCAGUUGAUUAUAAGUCCAUAGGGCUUGUGAAUUAUGGAAAGCCAUCAGGAUUCUAUUCUCGACAAAUUCGUUCAUUGUUCAAAGUUUCAGAAGCCCAGGCUGCUACAAUGGAUGAUAAAGGUAAUAAAGUAGGCUCUCUUCCAAGACUCAAUGACAUGAUUCAAUGGUUUAAAAAUAAUGAAAUUUUGGAUGAUACAUCUAUUAUUCAUGGGGAUUUUAAGGUCUUUCAUCCAACCGAAUCACGAGUUAUUGGAAUAUUAGAUUGGGAACUUUCAACUAUAGGCCAUCCACUUUCUGAUCUUGCAAACUUGUCAAUGAAUUUUUUUACUAAAGACCUUCCUGGUUCCCCUAUAACUGGCUUACGUGAUGUUAAAAAUUUACCAAUUCCAUCAGCUAAUGAAUUAAUUCAAGCUUAUUGUGAAAAAUCUGGUCGACAGUAUCCAAUACCGAAUUUUGAAUUUGCUAUCGCGUUUACAUUGUUUCGGACCGCUGUUAUCUUGCAAGGAAUUGCUGCACGUAUAGCCCGUAAACAAGCUAGUUCUGCUAAAGCAAAUGCCUAUGCUAAAAUUUUUAAAGAUUGUGCUUUAAUGGAGUUUCGCCAACAAAAUAUUAAUGGCUAUCCGUUUGCC
Racocetra persica is the source of this 741-nucleotide messenger RNA. The record is from the annotation of a GenBank genome assembly. Lineage: Eukaryota; Fungi; Glomeromycota; Glomeromycetes; Diversisporales; Gigasporaceae.